AUGUACCUGAACUUUGCCAAUUCGCUGGCUAGCCUUCUUGCCUUCAGCCAGGCGCUGUGGGCGGUACAGGCCUUUCCAAAGCAGCAUGAUGAUCUGCCAGCACACAUCCUACCGGCCCACGAAGGGGGGUCUAAGAGCUCCGACAUCAACAUAGCAACAACUCCAUGGUCCAAACGUGAUCCCCCGCUGAUUCCCAAUUGGAGCCAGGGCCCUGGCACCACAUGGUCUGGUUAUUUGAGAGAGCCACAAAGCUCCGGAUGGACUGAGGAAACGAUUGACAAUUUCGCAUAUUGGGCAUGGCGCCAGACCCGCAUCGGCAGCAGAAGUGAGGCAACACUGGUAGCAGCGCUGUGGAUUUGCGGAACAGGGGUUUACUUGGGAAGUAUACCCCAUGGGCAGGAGUGGGGGACGUCAGGGGGCAGAGCUUCAGUACAAGCUCUGAUGGAUAAUCGGCUUAGAUACGAAGCACCGGUCAUGUGGAGUACAACAGGGGGGACACACCUGGAUUCAAGAAUCCUUGCGGUGGAGCCGCAAGAAUCAGGCCUUCUUGUACAUCGGUGCUGGGAAGUCUGGGCAUUAGAUAUCGGUGGCGGGGGAUUUGACACAUGUGUGCAGCUUUGA
Westerdykella ornata is the source of this 621-nucleotide messenger RNA. RefSeq lists its product as uncharacterized. The record is from RefSeq and is a predicted model, not a curated record. Bases 1 to 621 code for a protein of 206 amino acids. NCBI's taxonomy places the organism in Eukaryota, Fungi, Ascomycota, Dothideomycetes, Pleosporales, Sporormiaceae. The transcript has 3 exons.